AUGGUUGCCGCAGUCGGUAUUGACUUGGGCACGACCUAUUCGUGUGUAGGCGUCUUCCGAGACGACCGAAUUGAAAUCAUUGCCAAUGACCAGGGUAACCGAACCACACCCUCCUUCGUGGCCUUCACGGACACGGAGCGUCUAAUCGGUGAUGCCGCCAAGAAUCAAGUCGCUAUGAACCCUCAGAACACCGUCUUCGAUGCCAAGCGUCUGAUCGGUCGCAAGUUCUCGGAUCCUGAGGUUCAGGCUGACAUGAAGCACUUCCCCUUCAAGAUUGUUGACAAGAAUGGCAAGCCUAUCGUCGAAGUUGAGUACAAGGGUGAGGUGAAGCAGUUCACACCCGAAGAAAUCUCUUCUAUGGUCCUUACCAAGAUGCGAGAGACCGCUGAGGCUUACCUUGGUGGCACUGUCAACAACGCUGUUGUCACUGUACCUGCCUACUUCAACGAUUCUCAGCGACAAGCUACCAAGGAUGCCGGUCUAAUUGCUGGCUUGAACGUUCUCCGAAUCAUCAACGAACCCACAGCUGCCGCCAUCGCUUAUGGUCUUGACAAGAAGACCGAGGGUGAGCGCAACGUUCUCAUCUUCGAUCUCGGUGGUGGUACCUUCGAUGUGUCUCUCCUAACCAUUGAGGAGGGUAUCUUCGAGGUCAAGUCUACUGCUGGUGAUACUCACUUGGGUGGUGAGGACUUUGACAACCGACUUGUCAACCACUUCGUCAACGAAUUCAAGCGUAAGCACAAGAAGGAUCUCUCUACCAACGCUCGUGCUCUGCGCCGUCUCCGAACCGCUUGUGAGCGAGCCAAGCGUACUCUUUCUUCUUCCGCUCAGACCUCUAUUGAGAUCGACUCUCUAUUCGAGGGUAUCGACUUCUACACGUCUAUCACCCGUGCUAGAUUCGAGGAGCUUUGCCAGGAUCUCUUCCGAUCCACCAUCCAGCCUGUCGACCGUGUCCUUGCCGACGCUAAGAUCGACAAGUCUCAAGUCCACGAGAUUGUCCUCGUCGGUGGCUCCACUCGUAUCCCCCGUGUGCAGAAGCUCAUCACCGAUUACUUCAACGGAAAGGAGCCAAACAAGUCUAUCAACCCCGAUGAGGCCGUCGCCUACGGUGCUGCCGUGCAGGCUGCUAUCCUCUCUGGUGACACCAGCUCCAAGUCGACCAACGAGAUCCUGCUUCUCGACGUCGCCCCGCUUUCCAUCGGUAUCGAGACUGCUGGUGGUAUGAUGACCAAGCUCAUCCCCCGCAACACUACCAUUCCCACCAAGAAGUCUGAGGUCUUCUCCACCUUCUCGGACAACCAGCCUGGUGUCCUGAUCCAAGUCUACGAAGGUGAACGUCAACGCACUAAGGACAACAACCUGCUCGGCAAGUUCGAGCUAACUGGUAUCCCGCCUGCGCCUCGUGGUGUUCCUCAAAUUGAGGUCACUUUCGAUGUCGAUGCCAACGGUAUCAUCAACGUCUCUGCCGUUGAGAAGGGCACUGGCAAGUCCAACAAGAUUGUCAUCACCAACGACAAGGGUCGUCUAUCCAAGGAGGAGAUCGAGCGUAUGCUUUCCGAAGCCGAGAAGUACAAGGAGGAGGAUGAGGCUGAAGGUCGCCGUAUCAGCGCCAAGAACGGCCUUGAGUCGUACGCAUACUCUCUCCGAAACACUCUCUCCGACUCCAAGGUCGACGAGAAGCUCGACGCUGGUGACAAGGAGAAGCUCAAGGCCGAGAUCGACAAGGUUGUCUCUUGGCUCGACGAGAACCAACAGGCCACCCGCGAGGAGUACGAGGAGAAGCAGAAGGAGUUGGAGGGCAUUGCCAACCCCAUCAUGAUGAAGUUCUACGGAGCUGGUGGUGCCGGUGGUGUUCCCGGUGCCGGCGGCCCUGGCGGCUUCCCCGGUGCUCCCGGCGGUGCUCCUGGCGCUGGCCAGGAUGAUGGCCCCACUGUUGAGGAGGUCGACUAA
Messenger RNA from Daldinia childiae, 1950 nucleotides. RefSeq names its product Heat shock 70 kDa protein. The transcript has a single exon. Gene Ontology annotation, molecular function: heat shock protein binding; ATP hydrolysis activity; misfolded protein binding. Gene Ontology annotation, cellular component: cytoplasm; cytosol; plasma membrane. The record is from RefSeq and is a predicted model, not a curated record. Gene Ontology annotation, biological process: vesicle-mediated transport; cellular response to unfolded protein; protein refolding. NCBI's taxonomy places the organism in Eukaryota, Fungi, Ascomycota, Sordariomycetes, Xylariales, Hypoxylaceae. The coding region runs from base 1 to 1950 and encodes 649 amino acids.